AUGGUCAUGAUAAUUCAGACCAAGGCUGCUAGGCUUGGUGCAGCUUUUGGAUCGAAAAGGCUAUGUCCACGACAUCUUUUACGAAUGUUACGACCGUCCUCAGUCCACUUCCUCCACAGAUCUUCUAUCCAUACGAAAAGGAAACUUCAUGGCGCCAUCACUCCCGAGAAGCUUGUGGUGCCUCAGACAUUCAUCCAUGACUAUUUCUCUGCAAACACUUCCAUUGAUCGGGGAUGGGUGAAGAAUGGGGUCAUGGCAGCAUUGAGCUCCAUUGCAGAACAGCCGUCAACCCGCAGCCAUUCCGUACAUAAGCCGAUACUUGUGGAAGAUAGAGUGACGGAGGGGAAUUCUAGCUUGUCGGAGCAACAAGCUGGUGCAGAAGUGCUCGAUAUACCGGCAACACUAUCAACCACAGAAGGUCUGCCUCACCAUCGAAGGAAGAGAUUAAAAGCCAUCUCCACUGGCUCUGAACAUGCCAUCCCACUAGACGCCUCUUCUCAAUUGGCGACCGCUGCCACGAAUCUACCGUCUUCUGCCUCGAUACGUCGCAUCGUCGCCACAUAUCUUUCCCUUUCGAAGCCUCGCCUCUCCUUCCUUAUCGUACUCACCAGUACAGCAGCAUAUUCACUGUAUCCCAUCCCUGACAUUCUUACCACCACCGCAAGCCUUGCCUCCGCUACAACCUUAUCAGCAUCUACUCUCACAUUAGCAUAUUUAACGACAGGCACCUUCCUCUCUUCCGCCUCUGCCAACACCCUAAACAUGCUCUUCGAACCAAAGUACGAUGCCCUUAUGACUCGAACCCGCAAUAGACCGCUGGUUCGUAAACUUGUCACUCCAACCGCCGCCUCCCUCUUUGCCUUCACCACUGGUACCGCCGGCCUUAGCCUCCUCUAUCUCGGCACGAACGCGACCGUGGCCGCCCUUUCCGCAUUUAAUAUCUUCCUAUAUGCGGGCAUCUACACCCCUCUAAAACGAGCAUCCGUCCUAAACACUUGGGUUGGAGCCAUCGUUGGUGCUAUACCACCUCUCAUGGGCUGGGCAGCAGCAGCAGGCCAAUCCGCAACAGCAGAGCAUCAUUCAUGGCAGGAUCUGCUAUUCACGGAAGAGGCGCUAGGAGGCUGGUUGCUGGCGGGACUACUCUUUGCAUGGCAGUUCCCGCAUUUCAACGCUCUGUCCCACAGCAUCAAGGAUGAAUAUCGAAAUGCCGGAUACAGGAUGCUGGCCUGGACGAAUCCAGCGAUGAAUGGGAGGGUGGCCUUACGGUAUUCGUUGCUGCUGUAUCCAAUCUGCGCAGGACUCUGCUGGGCCGGGGUGGUGAACAAUGGAUUCCUGGCACUCAGUACGGUAUGUAACAUUUGGAUUAGCAGGGAGGCAUAUCGAUUCUGGGCGAAAGGAGGGGCGGGAGGAAGUGCAAGGGGUCUGUUCUGGGCGAGUAUUUGGUCUUUGCCUUUGCUUAUGGUUGGAGGGUUGAUAUGUAAGAAAGGGGUAUGGGAUGGAGUUUUUGAUCGGAGUAUUUCGCAUGAUGAGGAGGAGUAUGAGGAGGAACAGAGGAGGGACAGGUCUGCAGAUGUGGGCAUGAGUAACUUUUCAGACGACGCUAUCACGGUAGCUUUUCCUUCCCAGGCGGUCUCUCGGGCCUCGUGA
Molecule: messenger RNA, 1647 nt
Organism: Endocarpon pusillum Z07020
Lineage: Eukaryota; Fungi; Ascomycota; Eurotiomycetes; Verrucariales; Verrucariaceae
Exons: 1
Coding region: 1-1647 (548 amino acids)
Biological process (GO): heme biosynthetic process
Cellular component (GO): mitochondrion; membrane
Molecular function (GO): protoheme IX farnesyltransferase activity
Source: RefSeq, a predicted model, not a curated record